CAAAUAGAAAAGAUAAAGGUGUUUUUGUACAUUUUUAUAUUCAUAUGCAAAUUAAUCUUAGUUACACCAUCUUUUCUUUCCAUGUCCCAUAAUAUAUAUCCAUCACAAGAAUCUAUAAAUAUCUAAUGCGUUAUUGUCAUUUUUCAUCGGUGAGAGGAUCAAACUUAGGAUAUAGAAAUAGAAGGGAAAAAACCCAUUAUGGAUACAAUGAAGAAAUCUUCUAGAGAUUCCAUUUCUGUUCUGCAGUGGGUAUUGACCAUUGUGAUGAUAUUGAACCAAGUCGUCGUCUAUGGGAAACACAAGCACCUGCAGAUUCAUGAAAUGAAAUCGCUUAGAGCUUCCUUGAUGAUCCAUCGCAAUCUCCUUUCUCCGAUUUCUCCUCCUACUUCUCCUCCGGCGGCAACGUCAGGUCCAGUGGUAUACCGUGUGACGUCGUACGGAGCAGAUCCGACCGGGAGAUCGGACAGUACGGACGCGAUCACGAAAGCGAUGAAAGAUGCAUUCGACGGUCCGAACCAUGGGGUAUUAAUGGAAGGUAUCAACAAUCUUGGAGGAGCGAAGAUCGAUCUUGAAGGUGGGACCUACUUGCUCAGUCGUCCUCUUCGCUUUCCCUCCGCCGGUGCCGGCAAUCUCAUGAUCACCGGAGGAACGCUCCGAGCAUCGGAAGAUUUCCCGGUGGACGGAUACUUGAUCGAUCUCUCCGACCCAUCGUCGAAACUAAAUUACGUCUACGAAUUCAUAACCCUAAAAGACAUGCUCGUCGACUGCAACUACCGCGGCGGAGGAAUCGCCGUCGUGAAUUCUCUCCGGACAGGCAUCGACAACUGUUACAUCACUCACUUCGGCGACACAAACGGAAUCUUUGUCCGAAACGGACACGAAACUUACAUCCGAAACUCCUUCAUCGGUCAACACAUCACCGCCGGCGGCGACAAGGCCGAGAGAAACUUCUCCGGCGUUGCGAUCAAUCUCAACGGCAACGAUAACGCCGUCACGGACACCGUUAUAUUCUCGGCGAGGAUAGGGGUAAUGGUAUCCGGACAGGCAAACAUCCUCUCCGGCGUCCACUGUUAUAACAAAGCGACGGGUUUUGGCGGAACCGGGGUUUAUUUGAAAUUACCCGGUUUAACCCAAACCCGGAUCGUGAAUUCGUACAUGGAUUAUACCGGUAUUGUUGCGGAGGACCCGGUUCAGCUUCAGAUUUCAGGAACAUUUUUCCUCGGUGAUGCGUUUAUAUUGUUGAAAUCGGUAAACGGCGUCGUUCGAGGAGUUAACAUAGUGGACAAUAUGUUUUCCGGGUCGGGUAAUGGGGUCCAGAUCGUGCAAUUGGAUCAGACGAGCAAGGCGUUUGAGGGCGUUGACCAAGUGGUCGUUGACCGUAACAGUGUGAACGGCAUGGCGGUGAAAUCGACGGUGGCGAAAGGGUCGGUGGAUGGGAACGGGACGACGUGGACCGUUGAUUUCAACCCGGUUUUGCUGUUCCCCAACCUAAUUAAGCACGUGGAGUAUUCGGUGGUGGCGCGUGAUGCGCACGUGUUCCCUGUUCACGCGCUGAGGAACGUGUCGGAGAAUCGUGUGGUCGUUGAGUCCAACGCUCCGGUGGCUGCGAGUGUUUAUGUGACGGUGGAUCAAGGAGUCUCUAGCUUUGGUAAUUAAUUUUUUUUUAUAAAAAUGAUUACUAUUAUUAUUUGAAAAUUUAAUCUUCUUUGAUAUUUUUGUAAUUUCCAAUAAUGGAAAACCAUUUUUAGG
This is a messenger RNA of Tarenaya hassleriana, 1749 nucleotides long. RefSeq names its product polygalacturonase QRT3-like. The record is from RefSeq and is a predicted model, not a curated record. The transcript has 3 exons. Bases 199 to 1656 code for a protein of 485 amino acids. Gene Ontology annotation, molecular function: polygalacturonase activity. NCBI's taxonomy places the organism in Eukaryota, Viridiplantae, Streptophyta, Magnoliopsida, Brassicales, Cleomaceae.